Messenger RNA from Corylus avellana, 1376 nucleotides. It is a transcript of the gene SDG20, whose product is annotated as SET domain protein 20. Lineage: Eukaryota; Viridiplantae; Streptophyta; Magnoliopsida; Fagales; Betulaceae. Gene Ontology annotation, molecular function: protein binding. The record is from RefSeq and is a predicted model, not a curated record.
GGCUACUUUUGCUUCGCCAACAAACUCUUAUACUGAGAGUGAGAGCCCUCCUCUGAGGAAUCUUCAUGAGGCAACCAGCAACUAAAAAAAGCUGCCAAAACAAUGAAGGACAGCAAGAAGAAGUAGAAGAGCUUAACCCCUCCACAGCUUUCCUCCAAUGCCUGGAGCUAAUCCUCCCGUGGCUAACACCACAAGAACUGGCCACUGUUUCUCUAACCUCCAAAUCCCUCAACCAGAUCUCCAAAUCCAUAACUCACCGCCGAUCCUCCGACGCUUCCGGAUCCUCCGAGAACCUCCCCAUCCCAUUCCACAACACCGCCGACGAUCGCCUCUACGCCUACUUCAUCUACACCCCUUCACAAAUUCUCCCCUCUUUUGCCUCGCAAUUCCGACGCCAAUCUUGGGGCUCGGGCGGCUCCAGCGCGAGACCCAACUCGGUGAGUCGGCUCUGCGUAGAACCGGUGAGUUUGGUGGACGAGUUGGGUGAGAUUUUAUCUGGGUGUGAUUGCCAGAGGUGUGAGGACGAUGAUCGGUGUCCGUGUAUUGGGUUGAAUGGUUCGGAUGUGGCGAGCGAGUGCGGACCGAGUUGUGGGUGCGGGUUGGAGUGUGGGAAGCGGUUGACUCAGAGAGGGGUUUCGUUGCGGCUGAAGAUUGUGAGGGAUAGCAGGAAAGGCUGGGGUUUGUUUGCAGACCAGUUCAUUGGUAAAGGCCAAUUUGUGUGCGAGUAUGCAGGUGAACUUUUGACAACCAAAGAGGCAACAAGGCGGCAACAAAUGUAUGAUGAACGUUUAUCAGGUGCCCAUUUUUCUUCUGCUCUUUUGGUUUUGAGAGAGCAUCUCCCAUCUGGGAAAGCAUGCAUAAGAAUGAAUAUCGAUGCCACAAGAAUAGGAAAUGUUGCGCGGUUUAUCAACCAUUCAUGCGAUGGUGGUAACUUAUCGACGAAACUGGUGAGAAGCACAGGAGCUUUGCUGCCUCGCAUUUGCUUCUUUUCUUCAAGAGACAUAAAAGAAAAUGAGGAGCUUAGUUUUAGCUAUGGUGAAACCAGGCUAAGGUCUAAUGGUUUGCAGUGCUUUUGUGGUAGCUCUUGUUGCUUUGGAACAUUGCCUUCCGAGCAUACUUAGUCCUAGAGGUCUCCCAAUGAUUCAUUGCUUUGGAACACUUAAUUUUGACAAUAUCUUUACUGUUUAUUUUGGAAAUUUUUAUUGGUGGGCCAUUUUUUUUUUUGCAAAAGAAAUAUAAGGCAAAAAUUUCAUAUGUAUGGAUUUACUGCUCGACUUUGAAGGUUGUUUUGUUCAUGACGGGACUAUAUGCCAGAGUCCUUCGCUUGAAUUUACACAGUUGGAAAUUCCACUGCAGGCAAAUAUGUCUUGUUUUGA